CAUAAAAGCGGGAUGAAACUAGUUGACGAAGCAAUGUCCUUGAGAAGCACAUGGGAAACCUUAUAUAUAUAUAUUGGUUGUCCAAUUGGUGUAAAAAUAUUUUACUGAAAUUUAACUGGAAUUUUACACCAACUAACUAGGGGUGCCGAGUGAAAGUAGUAGAAAACAUUUUGGAAUCUGUCAUCUGUGCAAUUCAAUUAAUUCUCUUGUCCAACAGCGAACAGAGCUAAUGAUGACCCAACAACCUUCUCCUUGGUUUACGUUGGCAAGAUGUGACGAAUUUGGUCAAUUCCUUGAAGCAGCUCGUGACAUUCCUGUCGGAACGUUGAUUGUGGAGGAGACGCCGGUCUUCUACGGACCCAGUGCGGACUACGUACAAGACUACUCCACCCCCAUCUGUCUCGGAUGUGCAUGCGUCAUGAACGAUGGGAACGAGGAGAAUCGUUGUCCCACCUGCAAAUGGCCCCUCUGUGGACCCCAUUGCGAUAACGUUUCAUACCACGCCGAACAGGAGUGUGAGUUGCUUGCAAAAGAGAAAGUUGGCUUUCCCCCUAACUUGCCAAUCCAAAACUGUUACAAAGGGCUCGCCAUCCUUCGUGGCCUUCUCCUCAAGGAACAGAAUCCUCUGGCCUGGGAGAAGGUUAUGAAUUUGCAGUACGAAAAUGAAAUAAAGGAUUCAACAGAGGAGGUGGAUUUUAAUGAAUUCAAGACUCAGUUUGGGCUUCCCAAUUUUGGAUCAAAUGAAGACUGGCGGAGGAUAUUGGGUGUCCUGAAUGUUAACAGUUAUUCAAUCCAAAGGAUUGAGAAGAAAAUUGGGAGUCCUUCAUUUGCCGAAUUCAUUUACCCAUACCAAUGCCUUGCAAAUCAUUCCUGCAUUCCUAAUUGUAAUUGGGUGAUUUCAUAUUCGCCUGAAUUUAUUAUUCGUGUUAAAGCUUCCAUCAGUAUAAAGAAAGGGGACAUGCUCACGGUGGCGUAUAACUACGAUUUGAGCAAGUAUGGUGUUCACAAACGACAACGUAAGAUUCGGGAUCAAGCCAAAUUCUCCUGUAAAUGUCCUCGAUGCUUGGAUCCAACGGAUCUCGGGACAUAUAGUGGCGGAGUGGUGUGCUUCAAAUGCAAAUCCGGGCUGAUGUUGCCACUCGACUCAAUUGAUCCAGAAUCGGACUGGAAGUGUGGCCAAUGUCCGUACAAGAUGUGUCAAUCAUUUGUCUCUGCAUUUGUCGAUUCGCUCCAAGAACAAGUUGAGCUGGCUGAGACGGAAUCAAAUGAAACUGGCGAAUCCAUAGUUGACAUUUUGGAAGAUUUUAUUUCGGACAAAAGUGGUUCCGUUCUUCACCCUAAUCACUGGAUCCUAACCCUGGCAGCUCAAUCAAUCAUAAAUCACCAGUCCUCUCAACUCCAGCAGCUCACGAUAGAGGAAUUGGACAGCUUCAUCAGACGUUGCGACCAUAUUCUCAGCAUCAGAAACGUUACUCCUGGAAUUUCUACAGAGAAAGGCAUUCUACAGCAUCACAUAGCCCGGGCCAAGUUUGUAAGAAUGGAGUCUGCAAUUCAGCAAGGAAAAAUACUUGCAAAUUCGCCAGAAAUGAAAGCGGAAAUUAAAACAAUCCAUGAACUUCAGAAGAGCACUGUAUUGUUUUGGGAUGAGAAUCCUCAUUAUGGAACGCUUCAACUUCAUGCAAAUCACAAGUUGGAUGCUCAAUUUAUUAGAGAAGAAAUGGACCUACUAAAGUCCAAGUACAAAGUUGUUGACUAGUUUAAUUCAUAUUAACUGCAUAUAAAAUUUUAUUUACUAUUGUAGAUUAUAUCUUUAAUAUGUUCUUCAGCCAACGUGGAACAUAAAUGUUGCGUAAUAAUACUGUUAAACCUGAUUAUUCAUUUAAACACUUUCCUGUCGGAUAAUUUGGUAUUUAUUUUUUAUAUUUGUUGAUCAAUCCCAUGACUUACGCAUUUAUUUUGUAUCUUAAUUGGUAAAUAUAUACAUACAUACUCUAGGCUGA
Folsomia candida is the source of this 2000-nucleotide messenger RNA. RefSeq names its product SET domain-containing protein SmydA-8. The record is from RefSeq and is a predicted model, not a curated record. The transcript is spliced from 5 exons. Gene Ontology annotation, molecular function: protein binding. The coding region runs from base 230 to 1756 and encodes 508 amino acids. Lineage: Eukaryota; Metazoa; Arthropoda; Collembola; Entomobryomorpha; Isotomidae.